Penicillium longicatenatum is the source of this 711-nucleotide messenger RNA. RefSeq names its product germin family protein. Gene Ontology annotation, cellular component: cell wall. NCBI's taxonomy places the organism in Eukaryota, Fungi, Ascomycota, Eurotiomycetes, Eurotiales, Aspergillaceae. The record is from RefSeq and is a predicted model, not a curated record. The transcript is spliced from 3 exons. The coding region runs from base 1 to 711 and encodes 236 amino acids. Gene Ontology annotation, molecular function: manganese ion binding.
AUGCUUUCAGGAUCUGCUCUUAGCUCCUUUCUUGCUGUUAUCCUUGCCUUUGCCAUUCCGGCAGAGGCAGCACCUCGGCAGAUGAAUAGGCGAUCGGCCUCUGAGCUCAGCCUGACAGCUCAACUACAAAUUGCGGAUACCUCCAUUGACCGCUACAAGCUCCUCCCAAAAGAUGAGGAUUUCGUAUUCGAUUUCAACAACAACACCAGCCUGGUCGCCAACCGCCAGACUUUUCCGGCUUUGGUUGGCUAUGGAACGUCUUUCAGUGUGGGCUCACUGCCGGCAUGCAGCAUGGUCUACCUCCAUCUUCACCCUCGUGCCACGGAGCUCUUCGUCAUUAAUUCUGGGCGCGUUCUCACCCAGAUGGUGCCCGAAGCAGGCGUGCUUGACUCUGAAGGCAAGCAACGAGUUAUCAACGCCGAACUGGGUCCCGGCAAGAUGACCAUCUUCCCGGCCGGCUCUUUCCACACGCAGGUGAACCCGGAUUGUGAGCCAGCAAAUUUCACGGCGGCAUUCUCGUCAGAGGAUAUUGGGUUUGGCUUGGUCGCGGAGCAGACAUUCUCUCUGAGCGAUGAUGUUAUUGCUGCUACAUUUGGGCAGAGCAUAUCUGGAGAGGAUAUCGACAAAGUCAAGAAUGCUAUUCCUGCAGGCUCAGUGAUCAAGGUGGAGGAGUGCUUGAGCAAGUGCGGUAUUAAGAAGCGUCACACUUGA